Messenger RNA from Melanotaenia boesemani (Boeseman's rainbowfish), 1826 nucleotides. RefSeq names its product keratin 18a, tandem duplicate 1 (gene krt18a.1). Gene Ontology annotation, cellular component: keratin filament. The record is from RefSeq and is a predicted model, not a curated record. Gene Ontology annotation, biological process: intermediate filament cytoskeleton organization. Bases 105 to 1406 code for a protein of 433 amino acids. NCBI's taxonomy places the organism in Eukaryota, Metazoa, Chordata, Actinopteri, Atheriniformes, Melanotaeniidae. Gene Ontology annotation, molecular function: structural molecule activity. The transcript has 7 exons.
UCUCCUCCUGCCUUGUGUCUGUGAGCUCAUAUUCCUGUCUGCCCAGUCUGUGCUUCUUUCUCUUACUCAGUCUGCCUCAUUGAGUCUCACACUCAACAGCAACCAUGAAAACUUCCAGACAAACUACAUACUCUGUGCGAUCUUCUGCUAGUAGCAGGCCUGCUCCUGUGUCAAUCACCCGCACCUCUGCUCCUGUCUACAGGGCCUCCAGUAUUCAUGGUGGGGCCGGUGGGUCCCGCAUCAGCGUGUCCUCUGGCUUCCGGAGCUCACUGGGAGCCGGGAUGGGAGUGGGCUCUGGAGCAGGGGGCUUUUCCAGCAGUGUCCAGGUGAGCGGGAACAGCGCAGACAUCAUGGGCAAUGAGAAGUUUGCCAUGCAGAACCUGAAUGACCGCCUGGCCAACUACCUGGAGACAGUGAGAACCCUGGAGCAGGCCAACCACAAACUGGAGAUCAAGAUCAAGGAGGCCCUGGAGAAGAGCGGACCUGACUUCAGAGACUACAGCAAGUACCAGGCUAUCGUGAAUGACCUGAAGAAGAAGGUGUUUGAUGCCACCAUGGACAAUGCCCGCCUGGUUCUCAACAUCGACAAUGCUCGCCUGGCUGCGGAUGACUUCAAAGUGAAAUAUGAGUCUGAGCUGGCAAUCCGUCAGUCUGUGGAGGCUGACAUCGUUGGGCUGAGAAAACUAAUCGAUGACACCAACUUGAGCCGCAUGAACCUGGAGAGCGAGAUUGAAGCCUUGAAGGAGGAGCUCAUCCACCUCAAGAAGAACCAUGAAAAUGAAGUUAUGGAACUUCGCAACCAAAUUGCCCAGUCUGGAGUUCAUGUGGAUGUUGACGCUCCCAAGGGUCAAGAUCUGGCUCAGAUCAUGUCAGAAAUUAGGGCCAAGUAUGAAAAGAUGGCACUGAAGAAUCAGGAAGAACUCAAAGUAUGGCAUGAGUCUCAGAUAACAGAAGUCCAGACUCAGGUGAACCUGAACACAGAGGCCCUGAAGGGCGCCCAGACAGAGGUGCACGACCUGCGUAGACAGAUACAAACGCUAGAAAUUGAACUGGAGUCACAGAAGAGCCUGAAAGCCUCCCUGGAGGGCACAGUGAGGGACACAGAACUACGUUACAACAUGGAGAUUGAGUCUCUCAACUCCAUCAUCCUGGGUCUGGAGGCAGAGCUCACACAGCUGCGCAACAACAUACAGCUGCAGACACAGGAUUACGAGGCCCUGCUCAACACAAAGAUGAAGCUGGAGGCGGAGAUCGCAACAUACAGACGGCUGCUGGAUGGUGAAGAAUUCACGCUCAAGGAUGCUCUGGAGGAACAGAAAACAGUGAGGACCAAAGUGAUGACUGUCACACAGACCGUUGUGGAUGGGAAGGUGAUCGCCUCCAACACAGAGACCAAGAACCUUUAAAUACAAAAAGCAACCAACUAACUCCAACUCCAAACGAUCACUAGAAUCCAAAUUGACAAGUUUUACAAGUAGUCAUGCAGCAGUAACCAUUAGAUCCUCAGCUGUUUCAGAUAUUACUUUGACAUCCUGGAUAUACAGUUGUUAAAUAGGCGGCAAAAAGACUGGACAGAAGGAAAACAAAAUCAUCUUAUUUAUUUCAUUACAGUUUAUUUAUGUCCUGCAGACGUUUACAAAAGUUCAGAAUUGGAAAACUGUAAGCUUUUUCUGAGACAAACUCAGAAUCAGAGUCAAGAGUCAAAUUAACAUAAUUUUUUUCUUAUAUAUUUUGAUAAUCAUGUUUUGUUUUCCUUUUGUCCUGUUGUGUGUCCCCCUGCAAUGCUGUUAUAAUCAGACAUCUCAAUAAAGUUCUUUGGAAAAAUA